This is a messenger RNA of Chara braunii, 1918 nucleotides long. NCBI's taxonomy places the organism in Eukaryota, Viridiplantae, Streptophyta, Charophyceae, Charales, Characeae. The record is from the annotation of a GenBank genome assembly.
UCGCAGUGAAAGUCAAGUCACACACCCACACACACACAGAUACAAGGUUUUUUUUUUUUUUUUUUUUUUUUUUUUGUGUGUGUGUGUGGGCAAGGGUUAGUGGGGAAAGCAACGCAAGAAGCUUUAAGGCCAAGAGAUGAAGAAAGCACGCGUGGACGUUAGUGGUGGUGAUGGGAGCGUGAAGGACAACAACAUCAACGGCAAUCCUGAUCACGAUGAGGAUAAGGAAAAGGAUAAGGAAAAGGAUAAGGGUAAGGAUGAGGAUAUGGUGCUGGACUUUGGCACAGCGUUUCAAGGAAGUGUGUUUGAGAAAUUCCACGUCUUGCCACGUCAGCUUGCUAGUCUGGAGACGGAUAUCUUCCGCAGCGACGUCAGACUCUUCCUGAAUUUUAUCGAUGAGCCCGGGGGAAUUCAUCUCAUGGUCAAAAGUGUUGAGGAAUUUGGCGCCGAGUUUGCUAAUUUUUCGAUAGACCAGGGCUGUAGUUCGAUGACAUUUGUUGAUGCACUCAGCAAUAUGGUGAAGAGAUUUGCCGCCGACUUCUUGCGACCUUAUCAAGAAGAUAUGGUCGAUUCGGCUGACAAGGAUAAGGACAAAGCUAAUGAGGAGGAUGACGAUAAACGUGAGGAUGAAUAUGAGGAUAAGCCUCAGGAUAAGGAUGAGCAUAAGGACGAUGUUUCCAUCCAUCACAUGGAUCCUGAGCAUGAGAAUGCCGAGGAGAAAGAGGAGGAGGAGGAGGAGAAGGAGGAGGAGGAGAAGGAAGUCUUAUUCAUUGUGGCGAGGGAUUUCUUUGUGCAUGGUGUGGAUCGAAGUGUUAUUCAUCAUGGGCUUUCUUCGUGCAUCAUUCUUACGUCGGCCAUCCCCACCACCGGUGAGGAAAAGAAGAGUGAAGUCGAGUAAAGUGAUUCUGGGACACCCUUGCGUGGCUUCUGUACACCGAUUCGGCCCAUUGGUGGUUUCUCUUUCGGGGUUUCGGGUGAAGAUGAGCACAGUUUGCGGGAGCGUCUAAGGAGGCGUGCCAUUGAAAUGGCGGAAGGGCACUCAUCUACUCCACAUUGUGCACAACAUUUGUCUUUCCACUCUGAUGUAGCUCCACGUGACAAGUGUCGUGCUGGGUCUUCUGGUUUGUCACCCAUCACUUCCGCCGACCACGUUACCAGUGCUUCUCCUACGCAGAGGGGGGGGGCUGCCAGCACGCCACCGGUGUCAGACGUGGCCGGAGGAGCAGGUGGGUCCUCGUUAUCUCCGGCAGGACAUGGCAGCCCAUAUAGCCCAAGCGUGGCAUCUCAGCAUCAGGUUCCAUCGGAGUACUUGAUAAAUCGUCUAAUUCGGGACAUUGAGGAUGGCAUUUCCCCCGCUCAUAAUGCUGCAGACACUGCAGCUGCGGACAAUGUCGGUGGCAAUGCAGCUGCCCCUUCACGAACACCUCCUCGCCAAUCCGGUGAUCCGACGCCUGUGAAUCGCACACCCACCCGGGCCGGUGCCCGCGGUGAAUCUAGCGAGAGCCCUUCGGGUGUAGUCCGUGAGGCAGGAACUUCUCCUGCUGCACGUCCCCAGGGACAGCAAGGUCGGGCAUGUCCCUCUGAAAAGAACAAGGACCGUUGGGGGGAGGACGAGACUGCAUGGUUGUGCCGGUUCCGCAAUGAGGUCACGUUGCUGAUGAUUGAGGAUACAGAGGCAUACGGACGGGCAGGGGUGAAGGGGAACUUCUGGAAGUUCGUGGAGCUGCGUAUGAAGGAGAAGGGUUACAAUCGCGAUCACGAGCAGUGCAAGAACAAGUUCAACCAAGUGAUAGAGUACUACCGGAAACUGAAGUGUCAUGAGCGAUGUCCGGACUUCCGAGCUACUGGGACAUGAACAACACGAGACGGAAAAAAUACAACGUCGAUUUCGUACUGCGUCGAAGUUGGUAUGACAUCA